AUGAACGAUUCACAGAAUCAGAACAGUUUCGAUUUUGUACCAAAGUCUGAUUAUAAUGAGAAGUGGCAUCUGGAAAAUAAAUGUCUUUUUCAUAAUCAACAAUACCUCGAAGGGGACAAAUAUGAAACGAAGAAAUUAUGCACGGAGUGUCCAAUGCCGUGUGAUCUUUGUUCGCAUUUCAAAGAAAAAUUCAAGUCGAAAAUAGAUGGAAAUAAUUUAAAUCAGAGAGCAGGCGAUUGGAAAUGCGACGAAGAGCUUGGAAAGAAAUCUUCGAAAUGUAUCGUACAGGAUCCUCCGAUUACCGAAUGGAAAUGGAAAAAUCCUUACAGUGUUUCUGAUUUUGAUCGAUCGAAACGUUGGUGUCGACGUACUUUUACUUCAGUUCUUUUCGAAGGGGAUGACUUUACAACGAAUUUGUUACGCGAUCUGCGUAACAAAGAUUCCCUGAAAGAUCAUACGAAGAACAAUUUCUUGUAUAAUUUCCGUGAAUAUUUGGUCAGAUAUCAGGAAUCUUGUGGCGUACCACGAACAGAAUAUUCUUUUUGGGCUCUUAUUAAUACGAUGGGUCAAGCAACAGGUCGAUCUUUUCUUGCAUUGUUGUAUGUCAUACUGAACAUUAUACCUGUUGUCGAGGUAUUCCUAUACUUAUUGCGAUUCGUUCUGGACAAAGUGAUUAGCAUAAGCAACAGCAAAGAUUUCCGGCAGACGAUGACUCGAUGUUUAAUAUUCACGACAGAAUUAUUCAGUGUUUAUGUAUGUCUGAUAUUUAUAUUCGGUUUUAUUGUCUUACCGAUUGUACACAUGGUAAUUGAUAUAGUAGCAAAGAUCAUGCUUUACAAUUAAUAGUAAUAACAGUCGUUUAGUCCUAAUUGAAUAAUACUAGAAACAAUAUGGUUAUUACGUGAAUUUGUUAUAUAAUUAUUGAGAAUCGUUUAAAAAUUUACUUACAAUUAAAAAAUUCCUGAAAAUGCACGUAUCCAGCUUACCUUGCUAAUAUAAAGUUUCUUAUUAUUUUAUAAUU
Molecule: messenger RNA, 1021 nt
Organism: Bombus pascuorum
Lineage: Eukaryota; Metazoa; Arthropoda; Insecta; Hymenoptera; Apidae
Exons: 4
Coding region: 1-843 (280 amino acids)
Source: RefSeq, a predicted model, not a curated record